This is a messenger RNA of Heterocephalus glaber (naked mole-rat), 7052 nucleotides long. RefSeq names its product THADA armadillo repeat containing (gene Thada). The record is from RefSeq and is a predicted model, not a curated record. Gene Ontology annotation, biological process: tRNA methylation. Gene Ontology annotation, cellular component: cytosol. NCBI's taxonomy places the organism in Eukaryota, Metazoa, Chordata, Mammalia, Rodentia, Bathyergidae.
UCUUCCAGGUCCCGGGCCCGCCUACCUUCUCCCCGACCCGGUAGUCAACUACAGACCACGUUGGGAGCUGUGCAGACGUCGUAGAUUAUACCAGCUUCCGGGACUUGUCCAGAUAGCUGCGACUCUACGCAAGACACCUACGGCCACGAGAGACUACUGUUAAUUCAGUUUAAAAUGGGUUUAAAGAAGAAGAGAGAAAUGCAAGUUGCUGCAUUGACUGUUCAUCAUCAGGACCUUGAAACUUUGAGAUCUUUUGCUGAUGUGGAAGGGAAGAAUCUAGCUUCUUUGUUGUUACAUUGUGUACAACUCAAGGAUGGAGUGUCGCAAAUUCAUUAUGUUAAACAGAUUGUGCCUUUACUGGAGAAGGCAGAUACAAAUGGUGUGUGUGAUCCAGCUAUUCAGAGCUGUUUGGAUAUUUUAGCAGGCAUUUAUUAUUCUUUGAGUCUGAAGAAUCCCUUGAAGAAAGUAUUGGCAAGUUCACUGAAUGGCUUACCUGAAUUUUUUCAAACUGAGGCUAUACACAGUUUUACUUCUCAUCUUGAAGAAGAAUUGAACACUACUGAUCUGUACUCUUAUAGGAAAGUAGUCGACAAUAUAUCUUCCUGCAUGGAGAAUUUUAACUUGGGCAGAGCAAGUGUUAAUAAUCUGCUUAAAAAUGUGCUUCAUUUUCUGCAGAAGAGUUUAACUGAAAUCUUGGAAGAAAAUAGAAAAUUUGCUGGAAAUCAUAUUGUUCAAACACAGUUGAUGAAUGACUUGUUGGUAGGCAUUAGAGUUUCGAUGACAUUAGUACAGAAAGUGCAAGAUUUCCAGGAAAAUCUUUGGAAAGCUUCCAGUUCACCCAUAUGGCAGAGUAUGUGUGGCUUGCUGGGUAUUUUCACCGAGUUUUUAAGUGAUGGUGACCUAUUACAGACAAUUCAGAGUACAUCCGGAUUAGCUGUUAUUCUUUUUGUUAAGACUAUGUUUCAGCCAUCUGAAAAUAUUCCUGAGUUGAUUAGCAGUUUACUUCUCCAUUCAGUGGACUGCACCAGGGUCCCUGAGUGGUUAAUGAGCAGCUGCAGGAGCCUUUGUUGUGCUGACCUCCCUGGGUCAGCUCUCUUAUUCCUGUGUCAGGGGACACUUGCGAUGUUGGACUGGCAGAAUGGUGGCAUGGGCCCGAGUGGGGAGGCCCUGCUCUUGGAUACUGUGCAUGUUUUGUUCACCUUGAGUUCACAGAUUAAGGAAUCAACACUGGAAAUGUUUCUGUCUAGAAUCUUGGCAUCAUGGACGAAUUCAGCCAUACAUAUCCUUGAAUCAAGUUCCCCAAGCCUGAAGGACAGUCUGAAUGGGAAUUCAAGCAUAGUCGGGAGACUUUUGGAAUAUGUCUAUACCCACUGGGAACAUCCGUUGGAUGCUCUUAGACACCAAACCAAAAUCAUAUUCAGAAAUCUUCUCCAAAUACACCGGCUCACUAUGCAAGGGGCACAUUUGGUCACUGAUCCUUUCUUUUUGGGAUUGACUAAAAGUCUUCUGCGAUUGGAAUGGCAUAUUAAAGGAAAGUACGCAUGCCUUGGCUGUUUGGUAGAAUGCAUAGGAAUUGAACAUAUUUUGGCAAUAGAUAAUACUAUUCCAUCUCAAAUCUUAGAGGUGAUGGGGGACCAGUCGUUAGUACCUUAUGCAAGUGACCUCUUAGAAACCAUGUUUAAAAACCAUAAGAAUCAUUUGAAAGCCCAGACUGCUGACAUCACUUGGAUUGACCAGUGGCAUGAGACUUGGGUUUCUCCUCUCCUUCAUAUACUGUGUGAAGGAAACUUGGAUCAAAAAUCUUAUGUGAUUGAUUAUUACUUGCCAAAAUUAUUGAAUUACAGCCCUGAAAGCUUAAGGUACAUGGUAAAGAUUCUUCAGACUUCUAUUGAUGCUAAAACUGGGUCCUGUGGCAGCAGAGGGGCUCUGGGAGCUUUGAUGGCUUGUCUGCGAACAGCCAGAGCUCAUGGACAUCUUCAGUCUGCAACCGAUACCUGGGAGAACCUUGUGUCCAGUGCAAGGAUAAAGCAAGGGUUAAUUCAUCAGCAUUGCCAAGUACGGAUAGAUACAUUAGGCUUGCUUUGUGAAAGCAGUCGAAGCACAGAAAUUGUUUCUGCAGAAGAAAUGCAGUGGAUUCAGUUCUUCAUCAUGUACAAUCUUAAUAGCCAGUCUCCAGGAGUACGGCAGCAGAUCUGUUCUCUUCUCAAAAAGUUGUUUUGUAGAAUACAAGAAAGUUCUCAGGUACUUUAUAAAGUGGAGCACGGUAAAUCCAAACAUGAACCAGAGAAUGGGUUAACCAAAGAGCAGCCUUCUGUUUCUUUACAGCAAUAUAAGAAUUUCAUGUCAUCCACUUGCAACAGUCUUUUUGAAGCACUGUUUCCUGGAUCUUCCUACUCGACUAGAUUUUCUGCUUUAACCAUUUUAGGCUCAAUAGCUGAAGUUUUUCCUGUAUUAGAAGGUAGAGUCCAAGUGGUGUAUCAGCUGAGUCAUGAUAUCGAUGCUGAUCGUUUCCAAACACUGAUAGAAUGUUUUACCAGCACUUUUGAAGAAGUGAAAACUUUAGCAUUUGAUCUUCUCAUGAAGUUAUCAGUAACAGCUGUACAAUUUCAGGAUGCUGAGAAACUACAAGGCUUAUUCGAGGCAGCUCUGGAGCUCAGCACAAGCACAAAACCAUAUGACUGUGUAACAGCUUCCUACCUGCUGAACUUCUUGAUCUGGCAAGACGUUGUGCCAUCAUCCCUGCAUGCUGCAUGCAGUGCUGGAGAUAAACCUGCUGCUGUGGUGGAAAGAAACACAUUAAUGGUUAUCAAGUGCUUGAUAGAAAAUCUUGAGGAAGAUGUGUCUCAGGCUGAAAACUCUCUGCUUCAGGCAGCAGCAUCCUUCCCAAUGUAUGGGCGUGUACACUGUGUAACAAGAGCUCUGCAGAAGUUACCACUAGACAGCCUGCAGCUGUUGAGUGAGUGGACACCUGUGGUGGAGAAGCUCCUGUUGCUGUCCUACAGGAUUUCGGCUGUGGUGGCUCCGGUCAUUCAGAGCUCCUCCCCCGAGGGCCUCAUCCCCAUGGACACAGAUUCAGAGUCAGCAAGCCGCUUACAAGUGAUUCUCAAUGAGAUUCAGCCACGAGAUACUAAUGAUUAUUUCAACCAAGCCAAAAUACUGAGAGAAUGUGAUAACUUUGAUUUGGAGGACUUGAAUGCCAGUGUGUCAAAUAUUGAUACUUCUGUAGAUAUCAAAGGUAAAGAAGGAAAAACAUAUGAUGUAACUGCUCAGAUGGUGCUAGUAUGUUGUUGGAGAAGCAUGAAGGAAGUUGCUUUACUUUUGGGCACCCUGUGCCAGCUUCUACCCAUGCAGCCUAUGCCAGAAUCAUCUGAUGGAUUAUUGACAGUGGAGCAGGUGAAAGAAAUAGGAGAUUACUUUAAGCAACACCUUUUACAGUCCAGGCACAGAGGAGCAUUUGAACUGGCUUAUACGGGUUUUGUGAAACUCACUGAAAUACUAAACAGGUGCCCUAAUGUGAAUCUGCAAAGGCUGCCAGAACAGUGGUUAUGGAAUGUUUUGGAGGAAGUUAAAUGCAGUGAUCCUUCAUCCAAACUCUGUGCUACAAGGCGCAGUGCUGGGAUCCCUUUCUACAUACAGGCUUUGUUGGCAUCUGAACCAAAGAAAGGCAAAAUGGAUUUGUUGAAAAUAACAAUGAAAGAGUUAAUCCUUUUGGCUGGGCCUACAGAUAACUCACAGAGCACAGUCCCCCAGGUCCACGCUCUAAACAUCCUCCGAGCAUUGUUUAGAGACACGCGUCUGGGAGAAAAUGUCAUUCCUUUCGUUGCUGAUGGAGCCAAGGCUGCAAUUCUGGGCUUUACCUCACCAGUCUGGGCAGUGCGAAAUUCAUCCACACUUCUCUUUAGUUCCUUGAUCACAAGAAUAUUUGGAGUUAAACAGGGAAAGGAUGACCAUUCCAAAACAAAUAGAAUGACAGGCAGAGAGUUUUUCUCUCGAUUCCCGGAACUCUAUCCCUUUCUUCUCAAACAGUUGGAAGCUGUAGCUGAUACAGUGGACAGUGAUAUGGGAGAACCAGAUCGUCAUCCAAGCAUGUUCCUCUUGCUUUUGGUAUUGGAGAAACUCUACCCUUCCCCAAUGGACGGCACUUCUUCUGCUCUCAGCAUGGCACCUUUUGUCCCCUUCAUUAUGAGGUGCGGUCGCUCACCUGUCUACCGCUCCCGGGAAAUGGCAGCUCGUGCCUUGGUCCCACUUGUUAUGAUAGACCAGGUUCCCAGUACUAUCCGAACCCUGUUGACCACACUCCCCAACUGCACUGACCAGUGUUUCCGGCAAAACCAUAUUCACGGGACCCUUCUCCAGGUUUUUCAUUUGUUACAAGCCUACGCAGACUCCAAACACAGGAUGGACUCAGACUUUCAGCAGGAGCUGACUGACAUCACUGUCUGUACAAAAGCCAAACUCUGGCUGGCCAAGAGGCAAAAUCCAUGUUUGGUGACCAGAGCUGUAUAUAUUGAUAUUCUCUUCCUGUUGACUUACUGCCUCAACAAACCCACAAAGGGCAACCAGCCAGUUCUGGAGAGACUUGGCUUCUGGGAGGAAGUCAGAGGGAUUGUCUCAGGAUCAGAGCUGAUAACAGGACUCCCCUGUACCUUUAAGGUGCCAGGCCUGCCCCAGUACCUCCAGAGCCUCACCAAACUAGCCAUCGCUGCAGUGUGGGCAGUGCUAGCCAGAGCCAGAGAACAGACAAGGGCUGUGCCCAUCACCUUCUCACAGCUGCUGGCCUCUUCCUUUCCUGAAGUGCGUUUGCUCACCCUAGAAGCCCUGUUGGAAAGGUUCUCAGCAGGAGCCUCUCAAUUGGGAGAGGAGGGACUCUCAUCUUCACUGUACAGUAUGGGAGAAGACUUCCUGCUCUUGGCCAUGAAGGAAAGCCACCCAGAGUGUCUCUGCAAGAUACUGAGGAUUCUCCAUUGCAUGGACCCCAGUGAAUGGCUUCCCCUCACGGACCGCUGUAUCCAUCUAACCCCCAAGGAGUUUUUGAUCUGGACCAUGGAUAUUGCUUCCAAUGACAGAUCUGAAAUCCAGGGCGUGGCUCUGAGACUUACCUCCAAAGUGAUUGCCUACCACAUGAAAACACUUGAAAAGAACAGAGACUUGCUAGCUCCCCUGCUGAAGCAGUGGGUGCAGUUGGUCAUCUUGUCCUGCGGAGACCAUCUUCCCACAGAGUCUAGGCUGGCUGCUGCUGAGGUCCUCACCAGCGUCACACCACUGGUCCUCACCAACCCCUAUCCAGUUCUUGACUUACAGGACACACUUGCUCUCUGGAGAUGUGUCCUCAUCCUCCUACAGAGUGAAGAGCAAGCCGUACGAGAUGCAGCCACGGAAACCGUGACAACUGCCCUGUCACAGGAAAACACUUGCCAGACAACAGACUUGGAGACACAUCCCCACCUCUGGACAGAGUGGUCUCUGAGGAAAGCUGGUCUGCUCCGUGCCUACUGCCUGCUCUCUGCCUGGAGGGCUGGUAGGGAAGGGUGAAGAUGAAGUCACCUCUAGAAAAAGGGAGACACAGUGUGUGAGCUCCUUAGCAUCUGCCCCUUGUGGACUCCCAGCCUCUUGGUCCGGACAGCACUGAGAGUUUUGUCCAUCUACCUGCUAGACUGCUCCCUGGACGAUACUUGAAGGAAGGGGCUGUUCAUAGGUGUGCAAGAUCAUGGUAGGGCUCAGGCAGGGUUUCUCACCUGUGGCCCUGCUGACACUAGCACUGAGGGCCAUCCUGUUCAUCGCCGGACGUUGAGCAGCAUCCUUAGCCUCUGCCUACAUACGCCAAUAGCACAACCUCCUCCUCUUUGUGGCAAAAAAUGUCUCCAGUUAUUGACAGAAGUUCCCUGGGGAGCAACAUCAUCUCUGCUGUAGGGCCACUACCCACCCCCUCAGUGUCCCUUGCUCAGGAGGUGACUCCAGUUGAAAGCCUGGUGCCAAAGAAAGCUAGGAAUACUGGCACAGAGGUCAGCAUCCUGAGGUGCUGAGCAGGGUGCAGAGGGCAGAGAACAGUCUGAGGCAAAGGGAAAACACAGUAGUCAUCCAUCCAUCCACCCACCCAGAACUUAGCAAAGUGAUCGAGAAGAUAGACUCUGGAGGCGGACCAACCUCACUUUGUAUCUGGCCCUGCCAGUUACAGUCACCUGUACGAUCCUGCAUGAGUUACUUCUCUAAACUUUAACAACCCUGAAUGUGAAAUGAUUCUCUGAAAUGUGAUCUGAUUCUCGCCAUCUAGAUGUUUUCCCAUUAGAGAAACACUUGACACAAGUGAACUGCUCCAUACCGUUCUGUAGUAAGCAGCUGGUAUCUUCUGGGGACCCUUGCUACUGCCAUGGACAAUCCUGGGAAAGGACAGCCAUGGGGUCUGGCCACAGAGUGACCUCCUUCACCAUCCUCAAACCCCUGGAGCACUGUGCAGAGAAGGCCGAGAAAGAUCAGCAAGGCCUGGAGAAAUCCCAGCCAUGGCCCUGAGCCAGAUGCUGAGGGACAGAUAGGCCUAAGUUAAGAGGAGGAAGAAAGGACUGGGAUGUAGUUGAUUGGCAGAGCACUUGCCUCAUAUACACAAGGACCUGGGUUCAAUCCCAGUGCCCACCCCCAAAAAGGAGGAAAAAGCUAUACCAGAUGGGAAGGGGCUGAGUAAACCAGAGCCAGGAGAGCUGGAGGGAGAUGGUGGAGGGCCUCAGGGUCAGGGUACAGAGCUGGUGCACGGCCUGUUGCCCUCCUUAGUACUCAGUGUCUGAAGGGCCAGGCAAAGGAGCACACCUGUGAAUGGUGAGGUGGCCCUGGCCCCAGGGUGUCCCAGACUGGAUGCACAUCUGCCUUCAGUGGGAGACAGCCACUGCUCUGCCCCAGUCAGACCCAGAGGCACCGGACUGCAUUUCUCUGGAUUUUCAAAAGAUGCUAUAAAUGUGGAUUUUUAUAAGAAAUUUCCUCGCCUGUUGAGGUGGCCACUCAUAAUCAACUUGGGAGGCUGAGGCAGGAGGAUCCAAAGUUCAAGAACAGCCUGGCCAACUUAG